UGUAACAAAUUUAAAUAUAUUAUCCGCGCAUAGUGCGGAGAAAGGAUCUAGUUAUUAUAAAAUCAAAUAAGGAAAAGUUUAAAGCUUGAGUACAACAUAAAUAAAAAGUAGAGCUCAGAAUUUCCCAUUCACUAUAUACUUAUGGAGUUAACAUAGGAUAGUCCUAUGGCGAUACAUAAUACUAAAAUUGUUAUCUUUCUCAUAGAAAACUAAAAACAAAACCUACACUACAAACCACUGCUCUCUUGACUUAGUUAAAAAGCUUAUGAUGCAUGUAUAGGGGAGUAAUAAUCCUUUAAUAGGGGAGUAAUGAACUCUAAAACAAAGCAAAACACACUUUCAAGAAAUUUGUAAGAUAAAAGAUUCCAAAAUUUAUUUUUAUUUUUUAAACACAGUAACUAAAAUGUUUGGUAUGAGCAACUACAACCAAAUAUUGAUCCAAUUAGAGUAAACGAAGUUUCGUGGACCGUAACAUUUUAUUGUAUCACAUUUUUUCACUCCUCUCAAAUAAUAUAUGAAUCGCUAACUCUCAUCAUACAAAAUUUCAAAUAUAAUAUAUGUAUAUAAAAUUAUAUAAAUAUAGUUUUAAAAUUUAUUGAUUUAAGGGAAAAGAAUAACAUUUACGAUUUUGUAUGUGAUCUACCUAUAGAAAAGAUUAGGUUCUAUCAAAGAGAGCUGACUUUGAACCAUCUUCUGAGCAAACACUUGCACAUCAAGUUCCGCAGCGCCAGAAGACGGCCCAGGUCCAUGAACUAUCUUCGCAGGUGUGUUUCGGCACCAUGGUUUGCAGUUCCUGCCGUUUACUUCCUCAAUUCCUUCUGUGUUGCCCUCUGUAGCCUAUAUAUACGUCAAAGGAUUUUUUUAGAACUUUAUGCUUGAUAUAUAUAUAUAUAUAUAUAUAUGUGCAUAUUAAGUAGCGAUUAGGGAUAAUAAUUUAAAUAUAGCGAUUGAAUGUUGACACAGAGAAAUAUUUCAAAAUUAUACAGUACCUCUUUUUUAAAUAGGUUCAUUUUAAUUAAAUCUAAAUAUGUAUAUCAUAAUUUUGCAACUAUCAGUUUUAUUUCUAAAAUAUUUUACUUAUUCGCAUAUAUGACGCAUAUCUUAAUCUAUUUCAUAACAACAUAAUAAGUGCAGUGCAUAUACCAGUAGUCUAAAACGGACAAGAAUCUCACACCUGUCAAUCAUCUUAAUAUUUGGAAUCGUGAGUUGGAUUAUAUGGUCUAUGUUUAGACACAAUCUGUAGUCCAUUAUGUUCAUAUAAGUAUCUAUUUAUUUAAACUAAAAUAAUUAAAAUAUAUCUAGAAGAUGUUACGAAAUAAAAUAAAAUUCUCUAGAAGUUAUUAAAUAUUCUUACAAAGCAAUAAAUCUAAUAAUAUUGAUUAUUGAAAUUCAUGUAGUUUACAUAUUAAAAUUUCAUCUGCGUUAAAAAUGAUUUAAUAUUUAAUUUUACACUGAAAAUGUUGAAUAACAAUACUUGUAAAACAGCGAGAGUAAUAGUAAUGUAAUACUCCCUCCGUUUCAUUUUAAUUAUCGUUCUAGGUUUAUGCACACAGAUUAAUAAAACAUAUGAUUUUGUAUAUUUCCAAAAUAAAAACACAAUUACCGAUACAUCUAACCAUAUUUCAACUAAUACAAAAAUAUAGUGGAGAUCAACCUACAAUUUCCAUCUAUGGAGUUAUGAUUUUGGUAUUUUCAAAAAGAAAAAGUUAUGAUUUUGGUGUUUAUGUAAAUUUGUUUAUUUUAUUAAUACAUAUACAACGCAAAAGAAUAUAUAUAUUAUGGAUAUGCAUCCUAUCUAUGUUUUCCAUAUAUGCUAUUAAUUAGAUAAAGAAAGAGUUGACUACUGUCAGAUACAUGUCUUUUCUAUUGGACUAUGCUAUACGCUUUGGGUUAUUUAAAUGGGUGUUCUCAUGUUAUGGACAUGCAUCCAUUUUGUGUUCUCUUGUUUCUAAUUUCUUCAGUAAUAAUUGGUGAAAAUGAGGGACGGUUUCCUUUUGAUCAACUUUCUUUGAUCAAUUUUUCUGACUAAGUGUACGUUCGCUGCUGCCGACAACUCUCUGUUGGAUGGAUUCUCUUUCUCCACCCUGCGAUGUUCCAAGGUGGUCCAAGCUUGUUUGAACGUCUAGGGUUUUCAGAUUUUCAACGAGCUAAAUCUGUUUGUCCAUUUUGGCGAUCAGCAUCCAUAGAGUCAGCACCAAACAAUCAGAUCCCCUGGAUGAUUCUAUUUCCAGAAAAAGGUAAAGAUUAUUGUCUCUUGUUUAAUCCAGAGGAAAACAAUAAAACAUAUCGAAUUCAAGAUCUUGGCGUCAACUUUGCAAAUAGCCAUUGUUUGGCUAUUUGUGGAAGUUGGUUCUUUAUGCGGGAUUCUCGAUAUAAGCUCUAUAUUAUGAAUUUAUUCACCCGUGAGAGGAUCGAUCUGCCGUCAGUGGAGUCACAAGUUGGCAUGUUAAAGAUCGAACGAACCACGGAUGAUAUGUUCCUAGUAACAUCUAAGGAAGGUAUUGGUUACAAAUAUAAUCAAGAAGACUUGCGCAUUGACUUGCCUUUCUUCUGGAUUGACCAGAAAACCAAAGAUUAUUUUGUUACUUGUUAUCUUGAAGGCCGAGUUACGGCUUAUGCUGAAAAUGGAGAUAAGUUUUGGAAACAAGCGGACCUUAAGAUCACGGGUGACGUGGUAUACAAAGAGCAUAAGCUUUACUUGUAUGAUUAUAAACGUGAUGUCAAAGUCUUUGAUUUUUCUGGAGAUAGUCCACGAAAAAUCGUUGAAACGCAAGUUAAUCAUGAUCCACUUUGCACAAAGGGAAUGUCACGUCGUGUUUACCCAGAGCUUGGUGAUGUGUGGGAUAUCAAGGAUACACAUCUUGUAGUCACGGUAAAAGGAGAAUUCCUGAGAGUAAAGAGCAUAGUAAAGAGUGAUGGUGAUGUUUGGUCCUUCCGCAUCUACAAGAUGGAUUCAUCGCAAAGCGAGUGGGAGGAGAUUACUUCUUUGGGGGACGAGGCAAUACUUCUUGAUCAACGUACCACCGUGCUUGCAAACGCUGUCCAAGGAAUAAAAAGAAAUUCUAUAUAUUUCAGUGGUAUUCAUCAUGACUAUGUAUUUCACCGUGUUUGGAGUGAAAAAGAUAUCUUGAACUAUAGUCUCGACACACACAAGAUUGAAAGACCACCUCCAAGUUUUUUUUCUAACGUUCAAUCAUCUGAUGCUCGAUGGUUUGUACCAAAUUGAUUUAUCUGAACUAUGUUGUAUCUUUUCAGUGCUUUUAAAUGACUUGUGUCUCUUUUAUUUUGCAAGUGUGAAAGUAAAAUAUAUCAUAUGAUCUUUGAGUUUGAAUUUGGAAUAAUAUGAAAUUUAGAUGACAUCAUGAAGCUCGCAAGUGCUUUGUUGACCAUAUACAAUGGUUUAAAAAUCCUUAUUUUUCCCUUUUAACAUUCCUCAUCAUCUUCUUUCUCUUCCAACUCAUUUAUUCAACACCCACUUCAUUCUAUAUUUUUACAAUGGUUUUGUUUUAAAAUAAUCAACACCCUACCCCUCAACUUUUAAUUCAUAUUUUCGUUUUUUAAAAUAUAAGAAUUGCAUAUUAAUAAUUUAUUUAAAACAAAAAUAAAAUAAAUUUUAAUAAUAUUUAUUGUAAAUUAUUAUACUAAGCUUAUUUUUUAAAUAAUACCAAAAUCAAUAUUAAUUAAAAAUUAAAAUUAAGAGCAUAUUCAUUUUUAAGUUAGAUAUUUACCUAAUUUAUUCAGAACUAUGAAACUUAAUAUUAUCAAAAAAAAAACUAAAACUGAAUCAUCUACAUUUACAUCUGGAAUGGAGUCACUGACACCGUCCAUGCUACAAGGAGCUAUUUGUGUAAAAAUUCGAGAAAUUCAGUUGCUCUCGAAACAUUUUCAUCACUCGUUGGAGUAGAAGAAAGAUGAGGUGUUUGAAAAAAAUAUUGCAUCAUCGAUCCAUAAUUUGGAGGAUAAUUCAGAACAGAUAUGGGAUGAAGAAAUUUGGUGAAAACCAUAAUUUGGUAUAUUUUGGGGUUGGUUGGAAGUUUGGUUUUGAAAUUGAUAAUUGUUGGGAUUUGGAAAUUGAACGGAAAAUUAGAAGAGUUUUGGUUGUUAAAAAGAUUAUUAUUAGGAUCCAUUUAACCAAAAAAAAGUUUAAAACACUAAAAUAGUUUAUUAUAAUGAAAAAUGUCAUUUUUCUGUAUUCAAAUAAAAUGAGAGUAGUCUCUAUUUAUAGAUAAAAAAUUUGAAUUUUGAUAUAAUUUUUUAUAUUUUUUAAAAAAAUUAUUAAUAUAAUAAACGUGUUUGAAUAAUUGGGUGGGGAUAAAUAUCAAGUGAAAUAUGCCCAACCAAUGAAAGUAAAGCAUUUAAAUCUUAUCGAGAUUUAAAGAAAAACAAAAAAGAAAUCAAGUAAAUGUUUUUGGCCAACCACAGAGCGACAUGUGGUAGUGUUGGCCACAAAUUUUUUUUUCAGCUGUUGAAAUUUUCCAACAUCCGUUGAUACCACGUUGACAAACACAUUUUUACAACAUCCUCGCUGCAAGGAUUUAAACUGUUGAAAGUGAAUUUCAACACUCCACUGUGGGUGGUCUAACAGAGCAAAUGUCUUGUGCCAAUCCAGGUUUGUUCUAUGCAGUUCUCAAAAUACAUAUAUAUGUAUGUAUAUAUUAAUAUUAGUAUUUGAUUGUGAAUAUCUCAAAAUUACGAAAAAUCCAACCCAACAUACCUUAAAUAAGGAUAUUUUGGAUUGAAUUUCCUGUAAUUUUAAAAUAUCCGUAAUUAAAUAAUAAUAUUUAUGCAUACAUACUUAUAUAUAUAUAU
Molecule: messenger RNA, 4809 nt
Organism: Brassica napus (rape)
Lineage: Eukaryota; Viridiplantae; Streptophyta; Magnoliopsida; Brassicales; Brassicaceae
Product: probable F-box protein At4g22060
Exons: 1
Coding region: 2090-3226 (378 amino acids)
Source: RefSeq, a predicted model, not a curated record